Molecule: messenger RNA, 1259 nt
Organism: Galeopterus variegatus (Sunda flying lemur)
Lineage: Eukaryota; Metazoa; Chordata; Mammalia; Dermoptera; Cynocephalidae
Product: CUGBP Elav-like family member 3-B
Exons: 2
Coding region: 512-949 (145 amino acids)
Molecular function (GO): RNA binding
Source: RefSeq, a predicted model, not a curated record
UGUGUUUUUAAACACAAAUUAUUUCCGGUUGGUAUAAUUAUAUGUGGUUUCAGGAUAUCUGUGGUUUGGAACUGGAGAAGUAUCGCUUUAUUUUACCUGUUACUUUUGUAUCAUCUGAGUUUUGAAAAUGUUACAAGAUUCGGGGAAUCAUUCCUAUCUGGGGCUUGGGACCGGGGAAUUAUUGUUUUCUUUUAUUCUGUGAUCACCAGACUUUUUUAAAUGAUGGUUUUAUUUUAGAACAGUUUUAUGCUUACGGAGUUAUUGCAAAGAUAGUACCAAGUUUCUAUAUUCACCACACCCAGGUCAUCUGACUUUUGCAAAUGAUCUGGAGUUGGAGGUUUAGGGAUGGAUUUUCUGAGAGUUCGGGGUUAUCUGGGGGUUUUGGAUUUUCCGAGGUCUGCAUAUGAGGAUUGAUUUGGCUUGUGGGAGGAAGGGAUUGAUUAUCUGAGUUUUGUCAAUUAUCUGGAGCCUGAGAAUUCUCAAUGGUUUGGAGUAUCUUGAGUGUAGGAUUAUGUCACAUGGGCAAGGGACCGGUGUGCCCUGCCGCCCCUCCCCAACCCCGUCCACAUCCUCUUCUUUCUGGGUGUCUGGGGCACCCCUCUCCCGACAGCCGGAAGUGCCAGCUGCAGGCUCCGGACCCACGCCCCUCCCCUGGGGGGGUCUGCCUCCUCUCCUUGGGGGCUUUAUGUCUUUCUCUCCCCCACCUGCAGGUCCCGAAGGCUGUAACCUGUUUAUCUACCACCUCCCCCAGGAGUUUGGAGACACGGAGCUGACGCAGAUGUUCCUGCCCUUCGGCAAUAUCAUCUCCUCCAAGGUGUUUAUGGAUCGGGCUACCAACCAGAGCAAGUGUUUCGGCACAUUGUGCACCUACUGUGUGCCAGGCAUUGUUUCGGGUGCUGGGAACUUAACUGUGAAUGAAGCUGACAAAAAUCCCUUCGGCGUCUGGUAGAAUGCUCUCCAGUGAUGGAAGUGUUCUACAUUCGCGCUGUCUGAUAAGGGAGCCACCACUGCCAUGUGGCUACGGAGCACUUGAAAUGUGGUCUGUGCCACCAAAGAACUGGAUUUUAAAUUGUUAUUUAAUGUUAAUGAAUGUAAAUGUGAAUAACCACGUGUGGUCCAUGGCUGCCGAAUUGGGAAGCACAGGACUAGGGGAGGGGAUAGGAAUAAACAAACGUAGUGUAUAGGUCAGGGAGUUUUACAUGAUGUGAAGAAAAAUAAGACUGCUAAGAAAAUCAAGUCUGAUAAGAUUGAGGUGAACG